GUGGGCUGUGUUAUUGCUUCUCUGAAAAAAAAUUGCGUAUUAUUUUCGCAAUUAUUAUGUUUUACUAAUUUAAAAUAUUAAAUGCAGUAGACAAAUAAUAGUGAUUGCUGUUAUAAUAUAAAUUAAAAGCAGAUCACAAUGGCGAUACUGAUAUUUUUUAUGUUGGCAACUAUUCUCCCAAAUUUAAAUUCAGAAUAUAUUCCACCUGGCCCACUAUACCCUUGUCCAAAAGAGUCCGACAAUCAGCUCCUGUUUCCCUGCGUAUGUCAAAAGGGGACAGAUGCAGGUUUGCACAUUAAAUGUGAGAAUACAGGGUUGGCAGUCAUGAGUGUUGGACUGGGGAAUAUAGCUAGUUUAGGGUUGCCAGUUGAAAGAUUGGAAUUAAAAGAAUGCAAAAUAUCCCAUCUCUUCGGCCCACUCCUCCAUCGAUCAACAGUACGAACGUUACACAUUAUCGACACACCCAUAAAGUCAAUAGAUGGUUACGCGUUUGCCGGUGUAAACAGAACUUUACAGGAAAUAUAUAUGGUCAAUACAAGGAUCAGCCAGUUUCCAAAGGAUGCUUUUAAGAUUCUAGGUAACCUAACAAUCCUGUCAAUAGAUGGACACAGUAUGACGUCACUCAGCAAGGACAUUUUCGCUGGUAGCUUGGCUGUUGGACGGCUGGAGAAGUUGCAUCUCGUAAAUGGCUUGCUGUCUGAUAUUCCCGUUGAAGCCUUUCAACAUUUAAGAAAAUUGAAAAUAUUAGAUCUACACGGUAAUAGAUUGGUCAAUCUGAAGAGGAAUCAAUUUAAGGGACUACGGGACACGGAAGUGUUGGAUUUGAGUUACAACCACAUCACCAAAUUGGACGGAAGCCAUAUCGGUGAUUUGACUAAACUCGGAUGGUGUAAUGCGAGUCACAAUCAACUUCCGGAAAUACCGAGAGGUAUGUUCGCGAGAAAUACGGUCAUAAAAGUUGUACAUUUGGACAAUAAUAAGAUUAAGAAAUUGGACACGAACAGCUUCAGAGGGAUGAGGUUUUUGAGACGUCUGUACCUCCAGGACAAUCAAAUAUCAGACGUGGGCAGAGGGACGUUCUCAGCGGUGACUCGCAUAGGAACAGUGGAUCUGGCGAGGAACUUCAUUACGAAGGUCGAUUACCAGAUGUUCCAGCAGGUCAAAUAUGCAGAGCUAAUCAAUCUCGCAGAGAACAACAUAACGUUGAUCGACAAGCAAGCGUUCACUGAUUUGUACUUGGCCGUCGUGAAUAUAUCCCACAAUUCUCUGUCGAGAAUCGAACCCGGCGCUUUUCAGAACUGCAACAACAUGACGCUGUUGGAUUUGAGUUUUAAUAAUUUGAAAGAUAUCGAUAAGAAUGCGUUCGAUGAAAAUACGUACGCGAAUGAACUGCAAGUUUCGCACAAUGAGUUCACUAGUAUGGGGCAGAUACCGAUCCACAACAUGACAGGUAUCCGUGUGUUGAACGCGUCGUAUAAUUUCAUAACGACGAUACCCAAAGCGACGUUUCCGAAGCUGUACGAGCUGCACACGGUCGACGUGUCGCACAACAACCUCACGGACAUAUACAACGCCGUCUUCCAGAACUUGUUCUCUAUAAGAUUCCUCAAUCUAAGUUACAAUUCGUUGGAGCGUAUCAAGCCAGCGACAUUCGGUACGAUACCGACGGUCCUGGAGCUGGACCUGUCGCACAAUAAAUUGCAGGACGUCUCUCGCGGUAGUCUGGCGAAGUUGGCCAGUUGCAGACUACUGGACAUCAGCUAUAACUAUCUUACCAAGAUCUUCCAAAUACCCAUUAGUUUGGGCGAACUGAACUUCGCCCACAACAACCUGUCGGAAAUCGCGUACAACACGUGGCCGACGAUGAACGCGCUGCUCCGGCUCGACGUGUCCGCGAACGCGCUGGCCGACCGCCUCACGAGCUCCGCCUUCGCCGGCCUGCUGACGCUGCAGUCGCUGGACCUGUCGAGCAACGGGCUGACCAGGCCCCCCUGGGAGGCCUUGAACACGUUGACCAGCUUGCAGUAUUUGUAUUUGCAGUACAAUAACCUCACAUCGCUCUCCAAAUCCGCGUUCGGUAACUUGCCCACAACAUUCAAACUCGACCUGUCGUACAACCAGCUGACGGACUUGGGCCCGAGGACGUUCAACGGCAUGCAGCAGCUGUUGGAUCUGUCGCUACGCGGUAAUCAACUGGAGAGGAUACCGAACGAAGUUUUCAAAGGAUUAGUUUCUUUAAGGAAAUUGGAUCUCUCUUACAACAAACUGGACAAGAUAGACAACAAAACGAAUGGACUUCUAGACGACUGUCUGUCACUGGAAAUGGUGAACCUAAGCCACAAUCAAUUCGGUUUUCUAACAAGGAAGAUGUUCCCAUCGAAUCCUUGGAUACCGUACAGACUCAUGGAAGUCGACCUGAGUCACAACGAGAUACCGGUUGUCACGUUUGACAUAACUUUUGGCGGGAAGAAAUUGAAAAAGUUGAAUCUGUCCAACAACUAUAUUAAUGAUAUUCGGAAUAAUGUACUAGGUAACUUAACGUCAUUGGAAGUUAUAGAUCUGUCUAAUAAUCAGCUGAAAGAUCUGGUAUCGAGGACGUCGGAUACGACUUUCAAUCUUCCAGACAAUAUAACUGAGAUGUAUCUACAGAAUAACACGCUGGAAGUGUUGCCAGUGGACAGUUUGGUGAAGGCGAAGUUUUUCAAAGUGUUGGACGUCCGGAAAAAUUAUCUGACGAGUUUUUAUCCGGAAAUCGUUAAAAUGAUACGAGAUAACGGCUUACAAGUAUAUUUCGAAGAUAAUAGACUCAAAUGCGAUUGCUUCACUCGUCCUCUGAAGCAUUACAUACAAAAAUUACCCGCGUCGGUGUUGGCGGAGGACAAUAAAUAUAAAAACAUCACUUGCUUCGAGCCGCCGACAUUGGAAAACGAGAACUUCCUGAAUUUGGACGAGGAAAGAUUAUUGUGCGCCAGCAACGUCGAGUUGAACGAUAAAAUAAGGAAUUAUGGCAACACUGAGUACGAUUUUACGUCCGAACCUGAUGUCUUGUUCAGGGAUGUGCAAUACUCACAGACGUCAAUAUACGCGCAUUGGUAUGUACCGACAGCCGACGACGUCGCCGAUUUUUAUCUUUACAUAAGGGACAAAAACAACACAUUGUACUUCAGCCAAGAUAUUUCCUACACCCUCCGUUCCCUGACGAUACCGGUUGAAAAAUAUUUCAAAGCAACAGUCCAAAAUGGCGCCGACAUUUGCAUCCAAGCGAAGAGUUCCAACGGUUUCGCGCGCAAAUGGUUUGACAGCCAAUGUCAAAUAGUCCCGUCGAACUUCGAUUCAUGGCCGAAGAAAUUGACAGUUGACAAAAGGAGGUUGUCGAAAAAGAAGGUCAAGUAUGGUUGGUUCGGCAAGAAUAGCGUGCUUGGCCUAGUAAGCGAUUCGAUUUUGAUAACGCUCUGCAUAUUUUUAGGCGUUUGUUUUAGGAGAUUAGCUGAUUUGGAUAUUUGAUUAUUUUAUAUAUAUAUUUAUUUUGGAAAAAACUAAUUGACCUUAAGAGGUUUUGACUUUUGCUUUUAUUGAAAGACGUAGUUUUUGUGUCUCUUUCUAAUUUAUAUAUUUGAUAACAAAGAGACUCCGAGAAAAGUAUGAUACGUUUAUUGGUUAAGCAGGAUGAUUAGUACCUUGCUUAUUAUUAUUUGAAAAACCGUGAAAAAUUCGUGUUUAAAACAGAUCAAAAACGUUUAUUUUAUUCCGUCCAUAAAUGCGGCUUUUGCUGUUUAAAAUACUCAUUAAUGACAAAUUUACUACUUAAUUCAUACACAUAUUAUACAAUUUUAUUAUUUAAUUCAUAAAAUGUCAUAAAAAAAAACAUUUUUGAUGGUGAGUUCGGUAUUUAAAUGCAAAAAUAUUAAUAACAACAAAAAUCGUUCAACAUAAAAGACAUUUAAAUCAUCAAAAAGUUGCGAUAUAAAUAUUUUCUUAUAAUACGGAUCCUCAUUCAUUAUUUAACGAGGGUUGCUCAAAAUAAUUUCCCGCCAAUUGCUCUGUCACUUUGACAGUUGAAUAAUUCAAAGUCAAAAUAUGAAGUUUUAUUUAUACGUAUUUAAACAAAAAGACAACUAUUAUUAUAUUUUAAGGAUAUUCUGAAAUAUUUAUGAAUUACAUUACUAUAAUUAAUUGCAUCCAAAUAAUGAUACUGCCAUAUUUUUAUUUCCUGUCGAAUGUCACAAAAUAUGAUAUGUAUUAUCAGUCGUCUUUAGAAAAACUUUUGUACUUAAUUUUUUUUUUCAAAAAUGACUUGGGCUUGAUUUUAUUAUGCCCAAUUUGUAAUAGCCUUAACACUGAUUCUAUUACCAAAAACUGUUAAACAUCACUUAGUGUAAAUACUUAGAAGAAGAAAUUUAUCAAUUGUAAAUAAUUCUGAAAUUUCAUCUUACAAAUGUAGAUUACAUUUGUAAGAUGAAAUUUCAGUUUACAACUGGCAAGUUUACGGGGCUCAAGCUUACAUGAAAAGACAAACACAAUACAAAUUAUUUUCUUUAUUAUAUAUAAACUUAUACAUUAAAUACACCAUGAUGUACAAGUCUUACAGCUAUCAGCGAUCUCUUCCAGACAACCAUGAGGUGUGGAUACGAUCAAAAUAACUUCGUUUAAUCUCCCUUAAUUACUUUUUUUAUCGAUAAUAUUUACCGAAAUAACUUUAAAAAAUAUAUAUGUUAACGUACAACAUUCCUAUGCUAUGUACUCUUUUCCAAAACGAUUAAUGUAAUAGCAAUAUGGUAAUAUCUGCAUUAGUUUUUUUUCGCUUUUUUCCCUAAGGUAUCAAUCACAAGAUUUUUUUUUAUUUACAUUGGAAUAUUAUGUAAUACAAUACUCCCUCGGUAUAUAUAUAUAUAUACCUUCGACUUAAUUUUGUAGAAUAACAUUUUUAAUGAGUGUUUUGCGUUAUCGAUAUGCGCCAAUUGGGACGCCAUCUUUGUGUCAAAUAAAACAGUGCGGGACGAAGUUUUCUGUUGAACUUUUGGAUACUUUUCUCCGCAAUGACAAGGCAGAGGGGCUGUGAGGUUUCCUCGCAAGGUCAACGACGUAUAUCCACUUUUUGAGGAAGAAAGAGUCGUAAAUAAUUGUAGUAGUUGAUAAAAUCGUUAGUUAAAUUAUUAUCUCAUAAAUCGCAUUAUAGAAAUUUCAGCAUGACUAAAAUAUUACAAUCACCUUUCAAUUCGUUCAAAAAUAUAAAUUAAAUUACAGUGCGUUUAAAUUGAGUUGCGUGACUCGGAAGUGAGUCUUUUCAUCGUUGUGCAAUUUAAAUUAAUUAAAUAAAAAUCAUUUAUAAUUUUAAAAUUAUUUGAACAAAUACUGUUAUUGUAAAAUUUUUAUUAUUCGUCUAGAGAGACUAUCAAAGCUGAGAACCUUCGAAAAAUAUAGUUACCAACCGUUGACCACUAAAUACACGCACACUAGUACAGUAGUAUGACGUUUGGAAUGUUAAGCGUAGCAGUCACUCACACCAAGAUAAUAAUAUAGCUUUUCGAUUUGAUACUAAAAAGUACAUACUUAUAUAUAUAUUUUUGGUUAAAUUCAAUUUCCCUACAAGUUACGUUUCUUUUGUAAAACAGUAAAAAUAUUGUAAAACUAAGCAUAAGACGGCUGACGUAAUUAUAUUAUUGUUUACAUUGUAUUGAAAAUUAUAUUUUUUUAGGUUAUGUUUUUUAUUU
Molecule: messenger RNA, 5711 nt
Organism: Vanessa atalanta (red admiral)
Lineage: Eukaryota; Metazoa; Arthropoda; Insecta; Lepidoptera; Nymphalidae
Gene: conv
Product: protein artichoke
Exons: 19
Coding region: 139-3504 (1121 amino acids)
Molecular function (GO): protein binding
Source: RefSeq, a predicted model, not a curated record